Messenger RNA from Oryza sativa Japonica Group (Japanese rice), 2049 nucleotides. RefSeq lists its product as uncharacterized. The record is from RefSeq and is a predicted model, not a curated record. NCBI's taxonomy places the organism in Eukaryota, Viridiplantae, Streptophyta, Magnoliopsida, Poales, Poaceae.
AAAAACCAAUCUAAUCCAUCAGUGCUUUACCAUCUCCGAGAUAUUUAUUGCUUCAUCUCUCGCUGGUUUGUCUCGCACUCUCGCUCUCCGUACGGUACAAACAAACCAGAAACCACCACAACUGAACAAGAAGAGAGUAUUUUCUCCUCUGUUCCUUCUCUUUUGCCCUUCUGGUUGGGAAACAAGUAACGACGCCGGCGGCGGAGAGACGAUGGUUCAUCUGCCGCACCAGGGGAAGCUGCGGCGGGAUGUCAAGGAGGAGGCGCUGGACGACGGCGACGCGGCGGCACAGGCAGAGGCGUCGCCGUUCCACAAGAGGUCCCGCCUUGCUCUACAGCACUGGAGCACAGACGGUGGUAGUGUGUCCAAUCAACAGUCAUCCCAACAUGGUUUCCUUGAUGAGCCUAGCCCAUUGGGCUUGCGGCUGAAGAAGAGCCCCUCUCUGGUGGAUUUGAUCCAAAUGAAGCUUGUGCAGGCUGGUAAGGCCAAAGAUGUCCAGCAUAGUGGAACCGCUAGUGCCUCAGAGAAAUUGAAGGCUUCCAAUUUCCCUGGUUCUGUUCUAAGAAUUGGAUCUUGGGAGUGGGUGUCAAGGUAUGAAGGCGAUCUGGUUGCAAAAUGCUAUUUUGCUAAGCAUAAACUUGUGUGGGAAGUACUGGAUGGUGGUCUGAAGAGCAAGAUUGAGAUACAGUGGUCUGACAUCUGUGCCAUGAAGGUGGUUUCUCCAGAAAAUGAACCUGGGAUCUUGGAGAUCGCAUUGUCCCGGCAGCCACUUUUCUUUCGAGAAACUAAUCCACAGCCAAGGAAACACACUUUAUGGCAGGCAACAUCUGAUUUCACUGGUGGACAAGCAAGCAUUCACAGGAGGCAUUUUCUUCAGUGCCCGCCAGGAAUGAUGAAUAAGCAUGUUGAGAAGCUUGUUCAUUGUGACCCACGUCUAUAUUCACUAAGCCAGCAGAACGACAUCAAUUUGGAUAAUCCGUACUUUGAAUCAAAGUCUUCUAUAUUUGAAGAUGCAGAGGGCAUAAAAGGCCAAGAUUUUGAGCAUAAAGAUGAUGGCGAUCAGUUAGCUCCCCAAAGAUUUACAGAACUGUUACCGCCUCAUUCUGCAUCAGGUAGGAUAGAUACUGAAGCCAGACAGCUCUCAGGAACACCGGACAAGUUACUUCAACAUUUCCCUUGUUCAGUUAGUGGUACUCAAGUGAUUAAACAAGAUGCUGCUUCUGGUGAUUGUGAACGGCAAGAAAGCAUCUAUAAUUGGAACGGUAUCAAGGUACCGGGGAUAAGGCGCUCCAUGUCCAAAAGUGAGAUUGCAAAUCACAUUGGGAAUCAUAUCUACAGACAGAUGUAUUCAGGGAACCUACCUGCAGUUCAUCGUGGGGAUUCCACGUCAAGUAAAGUAACAUUAGAUGGAAUAACCCGAUUCCUCUUGGGCAGCACCCAGAUCAUCGGCGAUGGCGAUGGCGAUGGCUCAAUGGGUAAACUGACAUUUGAUGAGCUUACCAGACAACUCCUCAAUGAUUCCCAGAUAACCAACGCAGCUGAUGAAAGGAUGCUCAUGUCAAGGGUCAACUCCCUCUGCAGCCUGAUUCAGAGAGAUUCAGGUUCAGGCCAGACAAACCCCAGCAGCAGCAUUCAUGGUGACAAUGAGAUGCAAGAAAGGAAGCCCCAACCUUAUGCGCUUCCGGUGUCAGCAGACAGUGGAAGCAACACCUCAUUGCCGCCGAGGCAAGAAUCGUUUGGGGAUCUCCUGACGCACCUGCCUCGCAUCUCAUCAUUUCCUCACUUCUUGUGAGUGAUCUGACGGAGCAACUCUGGAGUUGGAGUGUUAUUCUAUUGGGGUACAUAUUGGCUUGAGAACUCUUGCUUGUAGAAAUUUUUGCCGGGAAAUGUCUUGACCCCUUUUCUUCUUACUUUUUUUUGUACAUAAAUAGAUAGGAUAACUGUAGAUUGUAUAGUAAGCUUCUUUAGUUCGAUAGGGCAAAUGCAUCCGGUACAUAUUCUCGUCGAUAUAGUCCUUUCUAAUUUAUACAUUUCUUACUCUUAGAAAAA